Molecule: messenger RNA, 5796 nt
Organism: Ictalurus furcatus (blue catfish)
Lineage: Eukaryota; Metazoa; Chordata; Actinopteri; Siluriformes; Ictaluridae
Gene: zbtb10
Product: zinc finger and BTB domain containing 10
Exons: 4
Coding region: 1112-3175 (687 amino acids)
Biological process (GO): regulation of transcription by RNA polymerase II
Molecular function (GO): DNA-binding transcription factor activity, RNA polymerase II-specific; protein binding; RNA polymerase II cis-regulatory region sequence-specific DNA binding
Source: RefSeq, a predicted model, not a curated record
GAGCUGAUGGUGUAGAGAAAAGCGAAAGAAAGAAAGCACGCCACCCACUGGGCCACCAGAUCCUCCAGCUACACACGCCCAACAAAUUACACACCUGACACAUCACAGAAAACAACAACGUAAUAAAUAGAAACAAAACUAAUUAAUACAUACAUUUAAUGUAAAGUGAUAUGUAAAUUAUACUUAAUAAAAUUAAUUCGAAUUAGACAGCUGUUACACUUAUUUAAGAAUUUUAUAACGCAUAUUACACUAAUCUUAGCCUUAAAUUUAGUUUGAUAUUAAAUCAUGUUGAUAUAGGCCAUUUAUAAACACUUUCUUACGAGAACUAUUUCCAUCCAGAACGAUUUUCAUUUGAACCCGAGAUCAUUUAAUGUUUUAAACCUGAGAUCUAGAAAUCACCCAAAUUUUUGUAAAUUUUUUUUAAUUUUUUUAUUAAUUACUUCUAACCCUUUGGGCUACAGACCGCCCUUAUAAACCACGUUUUCCUAGAUAUGUUAAAUAUGCACUCAUUUAUAAAAUAGUAAAAAGCACCUGGUCCCUGUCGCACCUGUAAAUAUGCACCUAUGUAAACAGGCCAGUGUCUCCUUCUCUGUACCUGCGCUUUGUAGUUCUCCUUUAAAGCAAACACAGUGCGCCUGUUUUUAAUGCCAGUCCCUCAAAAACUCCGCUUAGCAGGAGGCAUGAAAGGCAGACAAGGACUCACAGGUUCAACACAAGCAAAUCCUGAGAUGAAAAGCAUGCGGAAAAUGGGUGCAGUCACCAACACAAAAGAUCCCUUGCUGCUAGUUAGUCACCCCCCAUCUUCCUUUAAAGCGAGCCCCCCCUGACCCCCCUCACUCCAGCCGAGAUGCAUUGUGGGGGAAGUCGUUGCCAUUCGACCUCUGCAGGGCCUGCGCGGACGCAGCCAGAACCCUGAAAUUCAUUAUGCCUUUAAAACCCCUAUUUAUUUCCGCAUAACCUACAUACUCUCGCCAGGAGGCCAAAGCGAAAAAAAACCCGAUCAUUUCGAUGCGGGGUAUUUAUUUCUAAACAGCAACAGAAUUACUCGGGAGCGGUUAGUAAAGAUAAUUCGUUAAGGAAAAGAAGUAGAUUGUAAUUUAUUAAGAAAAACAUGUCUGGAGAGCGAAACCGCAGGUCGCUGGCUUUCCGAGGAGGUGGAUUAGCCGCGACCGGCUCCAGUGGCGUCCGAGGCAGUAACGGCGACAGUUUCGAGGCCCAGGCCUGGACCGAGCGACACUUAAACGGCAACAGGCCGGAUCAAGACGACGACGGGGAUCUGGGGGCAAAAAAAGGACCGUCGCCCGGGCAAGUGGAGGGCGGGGGUUCGGUCAGCGACAGCACAGAGCCGGAGGCUGAGGAGGAGGAAGACCCGGAAGGAAGCAAGCGGACGGCCGAGAGAGACGCUGUCAACAACCGCGGCUGGACCGCCGUGACGCCCGGAGAAAGGGCCGAGACCAGCUGGACCACCGGGAACGGAAUGAACGGGGACGACGGAGCCGCGGGAUCAGAGGACGAGCGAGGCGCCGCGGCGCGCGGCGGAGACGCCAGAAAGCCCUGGGUCGAGAUGAGACCUCAGACGCUGCUUCAGAAACACUCGCUUUUCCAAGCCUCCUGGCUACAGGAGUUUCCGUGGCUAAAAUUUUGUCAAGAAACGGGACUCAUGUCUUGUUCGUGGUGUCACAACAUCGCCACCAACAACAGCGACGAGCUGGUGAAAGGCAGCCGGAAUUAUAAGCGCGCUCUGCUGCUGAGACAUCACCUGUCCUCCGAGCACGGCCGGAACGACCCGACCAAACAGGAACCCGAGAGGUUAGAAGACACAGAGGGCACCGAGGUGGAGGACUACAGAAACAAGCCAAAUGAAAACUCCUACUGCUACCAGCUGCUCCAGGAACUGGACAAGCAGCGCAAGAGUGGCAUCCUGUGUGACGUGAGCAUUGUGGUUUGCGGUCAGGUCUUCCGCGCACACAAGAACAUCUUGGUGGCAGGAAGCCGAUAUUUCAAGACCCUCUACUGCUUGACCAAGAGUGAGAAUCUUGACCAGACUACAGUCACACACCUAGAUGUUGCUGCCGUACAGGGCUUCUCAGUCAUCCUGGAUUUCCUGUACUCAGGCAACUUGCUGCUCACAAGCCAGAACGCCAUCGAGGUGAUGUCAGUGGCCAGCUACUUGCAGAUGAGCGAGGUUGUGCAGUCAUGCCGUGCUUUUAUCAAAGAUGCCCUGAACAUCAGCAUCAAGCAGGAAGCGCCUGACUCUGUGCUAGUGGACUACAACAAGCGGCGUGCUGUGCCCAAAGAUGACAAAAAGCCUGGCAAUUUCUGGGCCACCAGCAUCCUGUCCAAGCUGUCGAUUAAGGCCAGUGGGCAGGUGAAGGAGGAGCCGAGUGACGUGGCUGUGCCAAUGCUGGGUACCUCAGCCUGGGGCGGAGAAAACUCUGUGGAGUCCGGGGAGGCGCAGACACAGGGAUCAGCGCCUGUGUUCGUCUGGAAUGAGGUGCCCCCGGGUGCUGGGGCUGCCAUGAAAAGUGAGGAGCGUCACGAGCCAGGCAGUGGCAGGCGGAAAAAACAGAUUGCCAGACGCUUUGUCUACAAUAUCCCACCUGAGCCAGAGGAGGGCUUUGAUGAGGGCAUGUUCAUUCAGCCGUCAGCAUCCUACACCAGAGAUGACUACUCUUAUCUCUCGGAGAAAACAGGUGAAACGUCCGACACCGCUCUGAAUAAGCUCAAGUGUCCCCACUGUAACUACAUAGCCAAGCACCGACGAACACUAAAGCGACAUCUGAUCAUCCACUCAGGCGUGCGCUCCUUCAGCUGUGACAUCUGCGGCAAGCUCUUCACCCGCAGAGAACACGUCAAGAGACAUUCCCUGGUGCACAAGAAAGAUAAGAAGUACAAGUGCAUGGUGUGUAAGAAGAUCUUCAUGCUGGCGGCGAGUGUGGGGAUCCGUCAUGGCUCUCGUCGCUACGGUGUGUGUGUGGACUGUGCUGACUCGCACCAGGCCACACAGGAAGGGCUGGAGGCCAUGCAGGAGCUGGAGUUCAGCCGCGAUGAAGACUUCGAGGAGAAUGCCGAGGGGGACGAGGACAUGGGGGAGGAGGCCGAUGCCGAGGAGCCCAACGAUAACGACCAAUCCAACUACGAGGGCGACACAGGUGCCGCCCCCGAGGAGGACUAACGUUAAUGCAACUUCAACUAAAAAAAAAGCUGGGAAACAAUCAACAACUCCAAAGUGCUAUCAAACCUCACGGUUGCACAGUAGUGUGUAUGUCUAAAUGAAAAACAAAAGCGUUUGGUAGAUAGGGACUUGAAGAUGUAAAGAUUAUGUGUGUGACAGAGUCUAGGCCUGCUGCCUGUUAGAGAAAGAGAUAAAAUGAUGAUAUAUGAAAAUCAGGUUUUUCAGUGAUGUAUUUGUUUUUUCCUUCUUCUUUACUAGGGUCUGAUGGUGUACAGUGUUUUAAGUUACGAUAGGCCAAUCAUCUUAAAGAUAUUAUUUAAUUUAUGAAGAAAGUUAAUAUGGUCUUAUUAAAAUGCUAUAAUUUGUUGUUUUUUUUUUUUUCCAUGUCUGAUGAGAGAGGUUCCGUUUAGGCUGCGAUUCCUGGCAAGUCUGAACUUCCACGAGUUAUGACUGUCCUGACUUUAACGACCGCAUUUGGAGAUGUUGCCUACAGAAAGAUUUUUCUUUCCUUUCGAGUUGUGUAGAUAUGUUUAGUUAUCGUAAAAGAUCUCCGAGCGAUAUUUCCUUUCCUUUUUUUUCCCUGCACAAAUCUUGGAACCAAAAAAAUCUGUUUUGUGACUCUAAUAGACCACAGCCAUAUUUAUGAUUAAGUUAUAUUGGGGCUGUGCCAUUGUGCCAAGCAGAACGCACACCGAGAUUUGGCAGGAGGCGAACUACUGAAAAUGCUGAGAGUAAACAUAAAGCAGAGAAAAAGUUUAAAAAAACAAAAAACAAAAAAAAAAUUGUUUAAUGGGAAUAUAUUAUUGCUAGCUUUAUAUGAAUCACAGCAUCACCGUAACACUUUAUAGAGCAUUUUGACAUUCACUUAAAGCUUGAAUUUUGCCAAAUGACGGAAACGUUUGGUGCUGUAAUGCUUGUUUUUGAAAUACUGGACCUAAAAGCUGUAUAUGAUAUUAAUAAUCGUAAAGCCUACUCAACUCAGAUAUUUUAAUCCGCUCUAUAUGUAACACUGUUGUGCUAAAGAGCCGAUCAGGUAUGCUUUGCCAUUGUGUUUGUUUUUUUUUUGUUUUUUUUUUUUAAUUUUAUUUAAUGCACAUGCACACACAUGUAUACCAUUUUUAUUUUUAAUCUAACCUACCGGCAGUACAGUAAACAACGACCCAAAGUUUUUGGACCUUCCUGAUUUGGUGUGAUGAGGUACUGAGCAUACUGAUAAUCACUUGAAUGGUGUGUGUGUGUAUGUGUGUGAGGUAAUUGUGAAGAAUGCUGAUUGGUUGGGAUGUAUGAAGUUUGUUUUGUAGGAGACUUCAUUUUCAUGCAAAAAAAAAAAAAAAAAACCCACAAAAAAACAACACAUACUAUAUACAAUUAUUUUAUUUGACGCUAUGUUGUAUUUGUCUGCCGAGAAAGAAACACUUUGGUCAUGUUAAUGUAAAGUGGAGCUCUAUGGAGAGUCAUAGUCACGCACUUACUACUUUACAUUCAUUAUUUUUUUUUAAUUUCUUUUCUUAUUUCCCCAAAGCCGGUCUGGAUGGAAAUAAAAAACUGUUUUGUCCAUGUGCAAAUUUUUUUUUUUUUUUUUUGGACAUUUCAUUAUUUAAUAUUAUAUAUAUAUAUAUAUAUAUAUAUAUUGAUUCCAAAAUGCAAUCAAGACUGUUAAUUUCUAUUUGUCCUACCAAAAUCGUUGUUUAAUUAAUGUUGAAUUAAUGUAUGAGAAAGCCAGGUAACCUGUUUAGUGUAAAUCCUUGCUUGUGUGUAUGUACGUGUCAGAUUUAAAUGUUUUUUAUUCUAAAAAUCAUUCACUUUACCCUAGAUGCAUAUAUUGUUUUUGGUUUUUAUUCCUUUCUAUGAUGUUUUCUUUUCCCAUUUCAUCGAGCAGAUUUUAUAAGAAAUAUUUGUGGUUUGAAACUUAGGAACAGCAGUUUCUGGUCAUAUGCAGUGGAUAUAUUGAAGUGCUCUAAUGAUACAAAGUAUGUCUAUCUUACCCUUUACUUCAGAUGAACAUGUAUUUUGAAAGCUCUAUAGAAGAUGUUCAUCCUGUUUGUAUUAUUACCUUCAAUCACUGUGGGAGGGAUAUGAUAUGAUAUAGAUAUAUAUAUAUAUAUAUAUAGAUGAAGUAUAUGAAAUAUCUAUAUAUAUACACACAUAUAUCGAAAUAGAUAUUUAAUUUGAUUUGAAUUAUUGGAAGUUGGGUUUAGCUUUUGAUGUCCUCUCCUCCAUCCUCUCUUCCUGUUCAUCUGUGUGCUCGUUCACCCACACACACACUGUUGCUUCUUUCACAUUAUGUCCUGUGUUUCUGAUGAACUUAAGAUGACUUCCUCCUUACAUUUUAUGCUAUAUGUGGGUAUAAUCAACAAAAAAAGCAGAACACUACAGAUGAAGGGUUUUUCCAGCUGUAUUUUUUUAAAGCCGUUUCAAAGAUGUAUUUUUCAACGCUCUUACAGUGGAUGCAAACCGAGCUUUUGGCUCACCUCAUACACAAAGCAAAUCAGGUUACUCUUUUUAUGUUUGGUUUUUUUUUUUCCUUCAAGGUUUUAAGAUGAAUACAUUCUCCUUUCUGUUUCAAUUGUACUACUGUUCCUCUAUAAUAAAUUUUAAAAUAAAACUUUGAUAUUGCUCUA